Molecule: messenger RNA, 1323 nt
Organism: Trifolium pratense (red clover)
Lineage: Eukaryota; Viridiplantae; Streptophyta; Magnoliopsida; Fabales; Fabaceae
Product: protein PHOSPHATE-INDUCED 1-like
Exons: 1
Coding region: 178-1128 (316 amino acids)
Source: RefSeq, a predicted model, not a curated record
UUUCAUUACUUCAUUCACUGUUAAUUUUUUUUUUAAAAGAAAUUACCCAAUUUAAUACCCCACCUGGGCUACCACUAUAUAUAGCUCUCUUGACACAAUCUCAAAUCACACAACACAAAAUUACUACAACAAAAGCUUCUUCUUACAUUUUAUACAAAUAAGCUCUUUUUUUUUAAAAUGGCUUCUAAUUUUCAAUUUUUCCUGAAAAUCUUUCUUAUUUUAUCAAUUUUUGAGCUAUCUUUAGCUGCUAGAAAUCUAAAUGAGCUUGUUCAAGAUGAAUCUCAGCUACUUCACUACCACAAUGGUCCUUUGCUUUAUGGCAAAAUCUCCGUAAAUCUGAUUUGGUAUGGUCAGUUUAAGCCAUCCCAAAAAGCCAUAAUCACUGAUUUUUUUACAUCACUCUCUUCUCCAAUUUCACAACCAAACAAACCUUCAGUUUCUUCAUGGUGGAAAACCACUGAAAAAUACUACCAUUUAACCUCAAAGAAAAAAUCAAGUCAGCUUUCUCUUUCUCUAAGUAAGCAAAUUCUUGACGAGAAUUACUCACUUGGAAAAUCCUUAACAAACAAAAACCUGGUCGAAUUAGCUUCCAAAGGUGACCACAAAGACUCCAUCAAUGUUGUUCUAACAUCCUCUGAUGUCUCUGUAGAAAGAUUCUGUAUGGAUCGUUGUGGAACACAUGGUUCUUCUUAUUCACCAUCACCUUUUAAAGGAAAAACAUACAAAUUUGCUUACAUUUGGGUUGGAAAUUCAGAAACUCAAUGUCCUGGUCAAUGUGCUUGGCCAUUUCAUCAACCUAUUUAUGGACCUCAAAGUCCACCUUUGGUUUCUCCAAACAAUGAUGUUGGUGUUGAUGGAAUGGUGAUAAAUUUGGCUAGUCUUUUAGCUGGUACUGCAACAAACCCUUUUGGAAAUGGGUUUUUUCAGGGUCCUUCUGAAGCUCCUCUUGAAGCUUCUUCUGCUUGUCCUGGUGUUUAUGGUAAAGGUGCUUACCCUGGUUAUGCUGGUGAUUUGCUUGUUGAUUCUACAACUGGUGCUAGUUACAAUGCUCAUGGUGAUAAUGGAAGGAAAUAUCUUCUUCCUGCUUUGUAUGAUCCUUCUACAUCUAAAUGUUCAACACUUGUUUGAAUCAACUUGAAGGAUUAAUUAGUAUAGUUACUCUACCACUUCUUGUUGUACAAAUAAGAAAUUAUUAUGUUAUGUAGGAUUAAUUCAUUUAUUUUUUUAUAUCUUUAAAUUAUGCUGAAUUUUGUAAUGAUAAACAACAAGCAAAUGUACUUUUGUUUGCUUUUUAUUAAAUAUAUAUUGUUAUUUUUAGUAGUA